AUGGAAUCCUUUGCUUACGGAACCAACAAAAUGGAGGAGCUCUUUGAUUAUGGACCCGACCUGCUCUCUGACCGAGCGUCGUUUCAAGCACUUAUCGAUGAAUUAUAUCCAGCAGACACAAGCAUGCAACUAGAUGUUGAGUUUAGCAGCCGUGACACCUCGCCUCCAGGUCCUGACACUCCACCAUCGUCUUCCGGCGGCGGUCAGGAAGACGUUGCUAGUCUGGAGACGGGACACGAACAUCAAGCUUUCGCUCAAGGAGCACUGAUGACAGAAAUGCUUGCCGGGAUGAGAGGAUCCACACCCACCGAUCUAAUGAGGGCAGGCACAAACACUUACCAUGACUUGAACAUGAUCGAGUCAUCCUUUCAAGAUUCUUAUCUGGGGCUACCAUCAUCUUCGCAAUAUCCGCCAAGUCAAAUGCCAGCCUACACCUGGGAGAGCUUCCCCGAGAGACCUCUUCAAUACGGGGCAGUUUACGGCACCAACUUGUCCUGGACUGACCCUGCUGCCAUCAACUUCAAUAACCCAGACCCCAGUUGUUAUCCAAGUGGUCAAGCAUUCUUUGACCCAACAGCAUUCAUACCUAGAUCCAUGAUGACUGUUCCUCAUAAUUCGUUCCCUCAGAGCACUACCGACGGCAUUGAGCGUGGACUCGUCGCCGCACAAGAACCGAUGCCUCUCAAUACUCUCCAACCUGAUGAUGUGAUAAUCAGAUAUCGCCAGCUCUCCUCGCCGGAAGCCAUGAUGGUAAACACCGGAUAUCAGGUCAACACCAGUCCGUCAGUGCUUAUCGGGCUCGACAUGUCGGGUCAGCCAGUUAUAAAUACCAGCCAACAGCCUGCGACGUCUCUUGUAACACAGCAACAGCCCGUUGUGGUCGAAAGGACGCACACCAGUCCCGUAAAAGAUACUGCCAUCCCCGAGACAGCCGAUCUGCCGAUAAGAAACUACCGCUCAAGAGAAUCAAUCAACUCUCGAUCUCCAGAAGCUGCACGGCGAGGCAUAGCAUCUCAACCAUCCUCAUCUCGUGGCUCAAGUCCAAGACCCAUACACAAAGGAGGGCGCCAAGGUGGUCUCGACGGCAACACACGAGCCCAUGCCAACCAAAUGCGAAAGCUAGGAGCAUGUUGGAUUUGUGCCUUCCAACGUGAUCAGUGUGAUCCAGGAAGCCCCUGCACCAGAUGUCAAGACCGAAGCAUUAGAGGGUCUUUACACAUGUUGCCUUGCUCACGCAUACAUCUCCAAGAGCUGGUACAUCAGUUCCUUCCUGCCACUAUGAACAAACAACAUCGCCGCGAGGAGAUCUUGGCGUUUGCAAAGAAGAGUCUAGGAUCUUGGAGACAGGAUGCUCCUAUCCAGGUUCAUUUGACUUCUCUAGGCUUGGGAAACUUUUCCUGGGAUCUACACGAGUACGAGCCCUCUUCUCAGGAUUUGUUGCUGCAGAAGCGAUACAAGAUGGGAAUCGCUGGAACAUGGCAGCGUAUCGAGAAGAGGUCGCCCCCGUUGGCAGUGAAACAAGUCAACUUCGGGCAUAUGCACAAGUUGGAAGAAUAUGUGGACAACAUCAUUGAUCGACAUCUUGCGAUGUUCCAGCAGCAGAUUUACUACGGAGAAGAGGACUCUACCGCGGCUUUCCAGAACGAGUUACUCCAAGCACUGUGCAGUCUCUACACCAGCUUACCCGACGAAGACGAUGACAAAACACUCAAAGGUGACCUCCGUCACGUCCUGCGUCUGCAGAUACUCACAGCUAUAAUGGAGCACCCCAUCACCAUUUCUUCUGCCACUCUCCCCACCGUUAUCGCCUCCAUGACCACCCACAACAACCCAUCGCUCUACACAUCUUGGACAUCUCCGUUCCUCGCAAACCGCCAGCUCAAAUACUACUUUGCCGAAAUGCAAACAUUGCAAUACAAUCGCACACUGAACCGCCUCCACCAAAUCCUCCGCAAAGCAGGCGACAAGAAUAAACUCUGGAUGUCGAGCUUCGUGCUCAUGCUAGGCAUUGCCAGCGUCCUAGAGUCAUGUCAACAUUUACUGUGGAUCAAAGCCGAUGCCAAAGUCUCUCGUGGAGAAACAUCGUCAGUCGAUGCAGCUUGGGAGGCUCGAAGUCAUUGCGCAGAGAUGGAUGAUGGGUUCGAGUUUUUGUGUAAACUCUAUCAUUGCAAGUACAGAGGCAAGCAUCGCCAAAAGACCAGAUAUGAGGAGUUGAAGGGGAAAACGACGAGGGUUGCAGAGCAAGUGUUUGCGGAUAGGAUUUAUGAGAUUGUGGAUAGGAAUGGAGGCUACCUUUUGCAUCGUCAAAACCUUAUCGUCAAUGGUAUGCAAGACAAUAACCACGCUUCGAGAUUGGUAGCCAGGUUUCUGGUAGAGUUGAUGGGACUGACUCAGUCGUCGCCGUGA
Molecule: messenger RNA, 2406 nt
Organism: Aureobasidium namibiae CBS 147.97
Lineage: Eukaryota; Fungi; Ascomycota; Dothideomycetes; Dothideales; Saccotheciaceae
Exons: 3
Coding region: 1-2406 (801 amino acids)
Biological process (GO): regulation of DNA-templated transcription
Molecular function (GO): zinc ion binding; DNA-binding transcription factor activity, RNA polymerase II-specific
Source: RefSeq, a predicted model, not a curated record